UGGAGGGCGUCCGGGAAGCCAUGGAGGUUUUGGUCCUGGCCGGAUACAGCGCGCAGAAGGGGGACGAGCUGAGUCUGGCGCCCGGGGACGUGGUCCGGCAGGUGCGCGACGGGCCCGCACGCGGGUGGCUGCGCGGAGAGCUGGGGGGCUAUUAUGGCCUCUUCCCUGAGCACCUAGUGCAGGAGAUCCCGGAGAGUCUACGCGGCGCCGCAGAGGCGCAGAGACCGCGCUGUGCGCGCCGCCGAGGUCACCCCGCCAAAUCUCGGGGCCCCCAAAGAUGGUGCAAAGUGAACUUCAACUACAGCCCGGAGCAGGCGGACGAGCUGAAGCUGCAAGCUGGGGAGAUUGUGGAAGUGAUAAAGGAGAUUGAGGACGGCUGGUGGCUGGGGAAGAAGAACGGGCAGCUGGGCGCCUUCCCAUCCAACUUUGUGGAGUUGCUGGACAGUGGGCCCCCAAGCCUUGGUCACCCAGAUAUGCCUUCAAUCAGUCCUGGUCCCCAGCGGCCUCCCAAGCUGAGCAGCCUGACCUAUGACAGCCCUCCAGACUACCUGCGGACAGUCUCCCGCCCUGAGACCUACAGGGUCCUGUUUGACUACCAGCCUGAGGCCCCAGACGAGCUGGCACUUCGGAGAGGAGACGUGGUGAAAGUACUGAGGAAGACCACAGAGGAUAAGGGCUGGUGGGAAGGAGAGUGUCAAGGCAGAAGAGGUGUUUUUCCAGACAACUUUGUGCUCCCACCACCCCCAAUCAAGAAGCUCGUUCCACGGAAAGUGGUAUCUCAGGAAUCAGCUCCUAUUAAAGAACCAAAAAAGUUGAUGUCCAAAGCAUCCCUCCCUAUAGUCAAGAAGGUGGUGACAGCCCCCACUGGACCCAGCAAAGCCAAGACAUCUUCAACAGCCAGCAGGGACAGUCAGAAGCUCCCCUCCGCAGGCUCAGGCUCCAAUGGCAGCUUCCUCAAUGGGGGUCCGUGUCACCCUGGCAGAAAACGAUCCAAAACCCAGGCUCCCCGGCAACGCUCUGCACCCAGUCAGGAGAAAGAGCAGAGCAGCCUGGCAAAGGCCUCUGCUGUGAGUAGAACCCCUCCUCUGGACAAGACCGCCACCCCAGAGAAGACCCCAUCUCCAGAGAAGGCCCCCAGCUCAGAGAAGAUCCUGGCUCCUGAGAAAGUCCCCACCCCAGAGAAAACUCUGACUCGGGAGGACAAGGCCCCCACCCCAGAACACCCCACCCCAGAGAGGAUCCUGACUCCUGACAAAAUCCUCAGCCCAGAGAAGACCCCGACUCUGGAGGACAAGGCCCCCACCCCAGGGAAGACCCUGACUCUGGACAAGGCCUCCACUCCAGAGAGGGUCUUUUCUGUGGCAGAGGCCCCUGCUCCAGAAGUCCCACCUAAGGAUGAAGUCCCUGACCCAAAGACGGCCCCUCUAGGGGAUGAGACCCUCUCCCUAGAAAAGGUCUUGCCCCCAGAGCAGGUGCUUUCUGAAGAAGGGGCGCCCACUCGAUUCCAUCACUGCUCUGCGGAGGAAACCCUGCAGAAGGUUGAGCCCCUUGUGGCCAAAGAGGCUGAAUCCCAGAAGGGCCACAUGCCUCAUUCCUCAGACAGAUGCCUCUGUGUGAUGGAACGCCCCCUAGAGAAGCAGGACAGCUCUCCACCCCAGUCUGAGUCCGCGUCCAAGCCAGGGUCCUUGCCUGUCCCUGAGAAGCCUCACCCCCAGGAAGGGGCUACAACCCUCCUAGAGGCAGCUUCAAAAGUUGAGACUGCUCCCCAAGAGGAGGCACCUCUGAAAGAGGAGGUGCCCCUAAAAGAAGACGUGCCCCCCAAAGAGGAGGUGCCCCCUGAAGAGGUAGCUCCCGAAAAGGAGGUGGCUCCCAAGGAAGAGGUGCCCCCUAAAAAGACAGCCCCUGCCCCCCAAAACCCACAUCCAGUCAAGCAAACUCCAGACCCCCAAGAGACUCCCACGCUCCAUUCCCCGGUCCUGGAAAAUCCCACGGACAGCAGGAACGACAGGGUGGAUGUAACGACGCUGAAGGGCGAGGUGGAGUCUCUACGGAGGGCGCUGGAGCUGAUGGGGGUGCAGCUGGAAAGGAAGCUGACCGACAUCUGGGAGGAGCUGAAGAGCGAGAGGGAGAAGCGCCGGUUGCUGGAGGCUCAGAUGAUGCAGAGGACCCAGAAGGCCCCGGCACGGGGCUCCGUCCACGCGCAGACGCAGACGUACUGA
Molecule: messenger RNA, 2219 nt
Organism: Propithecus coquereli (Coquerel's sifaka)
Lineage: Eukaryota; Metazoa; Chordata; Mammalia; Primates; Indriidae
Gene: MNMIP1
Product: SH3 domain containing 21
Exons: 16
Coding region: 21-2219 (732 amino acids)
Molecular function (GO): protein binding
Source: RefSeq, a predicted model, not a curated record